Molecule: messenger RNA, 2702 nt
Organism: Hypoxylon fragiforme
Lineage: Eukaryota; Fungi; Ascomycota; Sordariomycetes; Xylariales; Hypoxylaceae
Product: topoisomerase II-associated protein PAT1
Exons: 2
Coding region: 80-2614 (844 amino acids)
Biological process (GO): deadenylation-dependent decapping of nuclear-transcribed mRNA; P-body assembly
Cellular component (GO): P-body
Molecular function (GO): RNA binding
Source: RefSeq, a predicted model, not a curated record
ACUUACAACCCACGCUCUCGUCUUCUCCCUUUUACACCUGAGAUAAUCUGACCGAGCUUCCAAGCUCGUAAUCUCUACCAUGUCCUUCAACCCGAAUGCCCCCCGCCAUGAUAUGGCGGCCCCUGGUUUCAGCCAGGCCUACGAUCCUUUUGCCGAUCUUUCGCGAAAUGCCCAUGAUAUCGAUGAGGCCCUGGAUUUCGAGGAUACGUACGAUGGGUUGGGCGAUCAGUUGGAUGAGACAGAUGACGCCUUCAACGACGAUACAUUCGGCGAUGGCCCCAGUGAUGUCACGCGUGCUCCAGUUGGCAAGGAUUUUGAUUUCUUUGGCCAGACUGCUAAGGUCGCGAACGCCAUGGAAGAGGAGCAUCAACGAUUUAGCCGCCAGCUACCAGUUCCCAAGGCGGCUCAAGCAGCCCCGAUACAGUACAACACCGGUUACGAAUACAAUCCAACACCCAAACCCACAAGAAGCGGUUACGAGAAAUAUAAGGAUCCCGAAUAUGCCUCAGACCUCCAAGUUGAUGCUUCAAUAUGGGGGGUUCAGCCGAAGAAAACGGCCGUGACGCCAGUACCAGCUCAAAGCCAACAUCAAGCACCACCAUCGUCCCGUAAGAUGAUGAGCUUGGAAGAAGUUGAAGCAGCGAUGCGAGUCCAGGCCAAGGCAUCUGUCCAAGACCUGCAAUCUCAGUCUUUGGCACAGCAACUACCGCCAAAUCCCCAGGCCGCACCUGAGCCUCAGGUGCCAUUUCAGCAUGCCCACUAUCCUCACCACGAGCCUACAGACUAUCGUCAGCAGCAGUUUGACAAUCGUCAUCUACAAAACUUCUACCCUGUUGAGCACAAUCAGCCUGCGCAAAGUGUCCCUCAUGGACAUCCCAUCGCGAUUCUGCAGCGCCCUUCUUCAAAGCACGCCCACCCUCCCGCCAGCGGGCCUCAUGCUGCUAGUCCUUUACCUCAACAGCAUCAGCCACCUAUGGGAUUCCCAACCCAGAUAUUGCAGAAUCCCAGUCGUAUUCCUCAGGAUGCUGCCAGAGCAAAUGUACCGGCCCCCCCAGCUCAUCGUGCGCAGAACUCGUAUUCCCGUCCUCCUCAAAUCGGUGCCAACCAAUCUCAUCUCCCCCAUUUAAGUGAACAGGAGAAAGCAAUUUUUCUUGAGGCUGAAGCUAGACGUGCCAAGCGCAACCAUAAAAUUCAUGUGCUCUCAAGGGAUAACGGUCUCAUGACACCGCAGGACAAGAGUUUUAUCACUCGGAUCCAGCUUCAGCAACUCGUCUCAGCCACGGGUGACCCUAGCGAACAUGGCACCGAUGCUGCUCUUGCGGAGGACUUCUACUACCAGGUCCUCAGCUCCCUGCGAGCCGGGCAACGACCCAACCCGAAUCAGCCUCUUAACAACUUCGCGCAGACUUACCUAUUCCAGACCGGUACUCGUCACGGUGGCAUGAGACGUCAAGGACGCGGCCCGGAGAAUCACAUGCAACGUAUGGAGCAACAAGUUCAACGAGCUGUCGAAGCCGCCAAGAACAAGCCUAAAAAUAAGCAAUUGGUCAUUGAAGGUAGCUUGGGGAAAAUAUCAUUCAGCAAUGCGAAGACACCUAAGCCUCUGCUGAACAUCAAGCGAACUGAGAGUAACACCGACACCAACCGACCGAGUUCGAGCCAUCGCUCAGAUGCAACCACAAAAAAGGGUGCUGACAAGAAGGGAACACUUCGGAACAUUGAAAACGUUUAUCUUACCCUUAUGAAGGUAGAAGAUAUGGCCCGCAAUAUGCCACCUCCAUCUGAUGGUACCCCAGAUCCGCAGACUGCCGAACAACAGGCUGAGUUGCAAAAGCAACUGGCCGACUUGAAGAACCAGCUGUGGAGUGAGCUCAAGGUUCACGAUCCCAUCGGCGCAACUGAUGUACACCCGUUCAUCGCCUUCCUGUCUUAUCCCAAAGGAAAAAAGGCCAUUCCUCGCGUGUUCGAGCACCUCACCCCUGAACAGCGAACAACUGUUCUGACUUUGAUCGUCAUCCAUCUUGAUCAGCUUGAUGUGGUCCGAGGUGCGCAGGUGCAAACUGGGGAGCCUAUCAGCAUUAAUGCUGCCACGCGCGAGAGCAUUGAAUUGUUCAUUGUUGCUGUCAUGCCAAGCCUGCUCAAGCUCCUGAGUGAGUCGGAGCUUCAUAUCAUCACUGGUGUGCUUGGAUUGAUAACCCAGAACAUCAACGUGGAUCUUGUUGCGCGAACUCGUAUUGGUGUCUCGAUGUUGACUAUGAUUCUCAGCCGAGCUGAGCUUGCAAAGCAGGCGGGACAAGCGACGGAGCAAUCUUGGCAGCAAUGGGUGACAACCUUCAAACAAUUUUUCAAUGCUUUAGAGCCGACUUUACCCAACAUCUUCCCAGGCACUGUUAUGUCCGGAGAAGACAUUUAUGUGUGGCAAUUCUUGGCUGCCAUCGGCAUCGGAGCUAGCCCCGAUGAACAUGAGCGACUUGUCCUUGCUGUCAAGGAUCGAGUAAUGGACACUUUUAAUCUAUCCAAGACCCUACCGGCUGACAUGGCGAAGGAGCGCCUGGAUAGUGUUAAUUUGUUCAUGAGAUCCAUCGGCCUCGACGUGGAGUUAUUGAAUUUCUAAGCUUCAGGACGCAGAAGUGCUGCUUGACCUAAUACAUCAACUCACACGAAUGCUUCCGAAGCCCAAUUAGCCAUACAGGCAUAAAGGG